AUGGCCUAUGGUCAGAUUGGUAUGAUCCAAGCCACGGCUGGAUUUUUCACCUACUUUGUCAUCAUGGGUGAGAAUGGGUUCUGGAUGAGCCGUCUGCUGGGUAUCCGUAAGGAGUGGGAUUCCCUUGGUAUCAAUGACUUGGAGGACUCAUAUGGCCAGGAAUGGGUGAGUCUCGUUUCAUUGUUUAAUGAUGGGGCAGUGUUCUAAUUAGGGGAGUAGUCAUUUAUUUAAAAUACAUUUGUCUGUUUCACAGCUAUUUUUAGAAUUUUCAUUUGUUAGUAUGCUAAGUUUUAAUGUCAAACUAAAUUAGCUGUUGUCUUCCGAUUGAGUUAAAAAAAAUUUUUUUUUACUUACCUCCAAUAAAGAAUAGAUGCUCAAGUGGGCUUACCCAGUGAUUCAAAAUGUGUAACUUGAUCUUCCAUUUAAUUUUAGACUUACUCCCAGCGCAAGAAGUUGGAAUACACCUGCCACACCGCUUUCUUCGUCUCCAUUGUGAUUGUCCAAUGGGCUGAUCUGAUCAUCUGUAAGACCAGACGUCUGUCACUCUUCCAGCAAGGAAUGAAGUAA
This is a messenger RNA of Lymnaea stagnalis (great pond snail), 567 nucleotides long. The record is from the annotation of a GenBank genome assembly. Lineage: Eukaryota; Metazoa; Mollusca; Gastropoda; Lymnaeidae.